AUGCCCGAACAGAGUGAGGAAAAGGAACCUGAAACAGAGCAUGCUCAAAUUGAAGGGAUGACUUUGGAUAGUGCCAUGGAACCUUCUAAGAUGGUAGAGGAAGUUUGGCGGAAGGUCUCGCCUGAAAAAGCUGGGAGACACUCCGAGAGCAUAGAACAAAUCACAAAUGUGGGAAUUUCUCCUUCCCGGUUUUCGGUGUUGGAAGAAACAGAGGAAUCAAAUGAUCACAUAGGUGAGGAGGAAGGUGAUCAGUUGGAAGAAGGAGAAGUACUAGUUCAGAACAACAGUCCAAAAGAGAAGGGUAAACCGAAGGUAACCGAGGAGCCAAGUACUUGUGCUUGUUCAAAUCGGAUUAAGAAAGGAACAAAUGCAAAGGCGUUAGAACCAUAUAUUCAAGCUGCAAAACCGAUUCCCCCAAAUGCCAGUGGCAAGAGGGGAAAAAAACAAUAA
Messenger RNA from Arabis nemorensis, 450 nucleotides. NCBI's taxonomy places the organism in Eukaryota, Viridiplantae, Streptophyta, Magnoliopsida, Brassicales, Brassicaceae. The record is from the annotation of a GenBank genome assembly.